Toxotes jaculatrix (banded archerfish) is the source of this 3727-nucleotide messenger RNA. RefSeq names its product homeobox C1a (gene hoxc1a). Gene Ontology annotation, molecular function: RNA polymerase II cis-regulatory region sequence-specific DNA binding; DNA-binding transcription factor activity, RNA polymerase II-specific. The coding region runs from base 1 to 948 and encodes 315 amino acids. The record is from RefSeq and is a predicted model, not a curated record. The transcript is spliced from 2 exons. Gene Ontology annotation, biological process: regulation of transcription by RNA polymerase II. Gene Ontology annotation, cellular component: nucleus. NCBI's taxonomy places the organism in Eukaryota, Metazoa, Chordata, Actinopteri, Toxotidae.
AUGACUUCCUAUCAAGAGUUAACGGCCGAAGGGGAGAGUAGCCCUCUGUUCACGGGCUGCUGCCGAGCAAAAGAGGUCAUAAACCGGGACCUGGGCAGCAGGACUCAUCCUGAACUCGGCAGCCGUGAUAAGGAGGGAAAACUGGAAGUGGAAGUCGCCUCAGGAUUUAAUUCUCCGCAUCCUCGGUACUUAACUCUCUCCAACAGUUUGACUCUGUGCACCUCUUCGGACAGCCCUCCUCCUCCUCCUCCUCCUCCACCGUGUGAGAUUCUCGAGGGCUUCUCGACACCGGCCUGCCCGCACUCGUCCCGUGUCCCCUGGCGGUGCAGGGCGCAGGGGCAGGGCUCUCCAGGACGCGGAUAUUGUGCGUCAGAUAGCAGCGAGACGCGGCACUGCGACUUUGGGUCACUCACAGAGGAAAUUCAAAUCUACUCUCAUCAUGGCCCCGAGAUUCACGUCGCCAGCUCGGACUGUAACGUGGCUGAUAUGGAUGAAAGGAGUAAAACUUUUGAGUGGAUGAAAGUGAAGAGGAGUCAGCACCGGGCGGCCAGGAUGCACAUGACCUGUGGGUUCAGUAUUGUUGGCUCGGGAAUCGGUGCUGCGGAGGCUGGAAGCGGCAGCAGCAUCUGCACGAAUGGCCAUCCCACGGUGAACGGGGCCCCGAGGACCAGCUUCAGCACCAAGCAGCUGACCGAGCUGGAGAAGGAGUUCCACUUCAACAAGUACCUGACGCGGGCCAGGCGGGUGGAGGUCGCCAGCGCCCUGCAGCUCAGCGAGACGCAGGUGAAAGUUUGGUUUCAGAACAGACGCAUGAAGCAGAAGAAAUUACACAGAGACGGGCUGCUCUCCGACCCGGGGCCCGCGGCUCCGCACUCACACGCCGACACUUUGGACACCUGCCCCUCUCCUGGACCAACCUCGCCAAAACACCUGCCCCUGAACUCCUGAGCCGCAGGACCUGCACCAUGCGUUACACAGCGAGGGCGCCAGCCUGCAGAUGUUUUGAUUCGCGUUUGCAUCGGUUUCAAUCAGGCUUCACCUUUAUUUGCUUACCACGAUGGAUGCUUAUUGCAAGAAGCGCAAUGGCAAGUUUCUUCAUGCAAGAACGGGUCAAAACAAUUUGUCAUCCUCCCCGGCUUCAGACUGGCGCUCUGAUUUGAAUAUUAAAAUUCAAGUCAUUCCAUUGCGCUCCUAUCUACACAAUGUAAACGAAGAUACAAAGUUAUAUUAAUUGUCCAUAGAAACGGUGGCAGACUAUUUGUUUAUUUAUUUUGUACAAUUUAUUCAGGCACAGACUUUACUCGAAUAUAUUUAUUCAGGAGGACACGUGCUUCCUUGUUUAGUUUAAAAUAACACAAAUGAAUUAUUUUUAUUUAUUUAAGGUCUGCAUUUGAUAAUAUUUAUUCUAUCGACACAGACAGGACAAUACAUUUUUUUAGCAGUUUUUUUUACAAAUUAUUCUACCACAUCACGCUGCUGCUUUCUCACUCAGUUCCAGUAAAGCGUUUGUGGAGAUUUCUUUUUAUAUUUCUUUUAAAAAGCCGUUUUUCUGUGAUUGGCAGAUUUAUAUCAGGCUAAUUAAGUUGAGCUUUAAUGCUGCUUUAGCGUUGUACAUUUUGUCCGUUUUCAUAAUCCUCAGUCCAUGGAAAGAUUAAAAUCCCAUAAUUGACUGAUAGAUUUAUUGAUCGCUCGUAUUUAAGAGUAUUGAUCCGUGGUGAUCCAUCUAUUUGAGGCACAAAUCUGGGAGCAUUUGCAUGCAUCUGUAACUGCAUGUUAAUGGAAUGUAGAAAUAUCACGAUCGGGAGUUGUUGCGUCUUUUAUUACCCCUAUACAUGCAUCAGAAAAUGAUAAUUUGGCUUGAACACUCAUGCGGGAGAGCAGACAAUAAAACGCUGUCUGUGCUGUUUUGCAGAUCAACCAAUAAAUUGUGUGGCCCCAGCAGUUCGAGCAGCUAAAUAUUCCUUCCAGAUUCACAUCUCAUCUCACAGAAAGUAAAUGAUUAUAAACUCGGCCCUUAAACACUGUUACGUUCCCGGGAUCACAAUGCGUUUCUAUCACGUUAAUGUCUGUUUUAAUAUCAAGAUAUGGUCCAUCAGACACAUUAAUUUUAUGUUGGGGAAUAUUUUUUUGUGCAGCUUUCAAUUAGCCGUGUUUGCACUGGAUAUGAAGGUUACUAUAGUCACAACGGAUAUUAAUGAUAACAAGGCAUUCAGCUCAAAGCAGCUGGGUUGUUGUAGCUUGUAAAUAAAAAAAAAAAAAAAAAGAAUCAAAAUGAACUAGUUAUCUUAAUCUUUAAACAGGUAUCUUGGUUGGAAUUUGGCCUGUAAAUAAAAUACAAAUAAAAAUAAGAAUCAUAGUUAUUAGACAACUGCACCUCAGCAGGGCGCAGGAGUGGACAUGAGGGCUACAAGGCCAAGCUAAUAUAUGCAGUUACACCAGAGUUCACCCCUCACCUCUUGACCUUUGUCUUGCCUCGGGACAACGAUGACCCGGUCAGCGGCUCAGAAAGAGAAAGAUGGACCAUUAUUUUGGGUGACCUCGAAGUCUGAGCUUUUUCUCUUCUUUCUUUCGUUUCCCCCCCAACAAGCAACUCCGAAUGCUUUUGUUCUGGUGGUGGGUCCCUGUGUCCACACAAUAAUAUUUCAUGGAGCUGAAUAGAAAGGCGACCAGGCCAUAUGAUAAUUGUUCAUAUUAUAAUUCCAUACCAGGCCAGAUAAUGCAUGUUUUUUUUCUUACACCUUGAGCUAACCUAAUUUUUGCCCUAUCUCUUAUUCUAAUACUCCAAAAAAUAUGCUACUGACUCACUUUAUAAACUGGAUGAAAGAGUCUUUUUACCCAGUAGGUUUUUUGAUAUAAACUACAGACCUAUUUUUAAUAGCAAAGUUGAAAAAUUAAAGUUACUUGUGCAUACUUAACACUUAAUGUGAUUCCAUGUCAGAGCCAGUAUAAACAAAAUUUAGGACAACUAUUCAUUACAUGCCUGUUGCUUAUAUAUUUCAUGCAUAUCUGCUUUAAUAUAUUUAUUUUAUUCAAUUCAAACAUUAAUCCCUUUCAAACGAUAUCUUUUAUCAUGUUCAUCUCAUUAAUAUUAACUGAAAGCUGAAGAGGAAUAAAAGUUCAAACUUUAAAGUCAGCAGAGGAGCUUCUGACAAUACGAACAUUUAAAUUUUCUGCUUGGAAUUGAUAGGAAUGAUUUUUACAUGCGAGCUGGACUGAAAAUGUGUUGAACCCAAUUUAUUUUAAAUUUGCAUUUUAAACAAAAUACACAUCAUUAAGGCCGCCUUCUCUAAACAAAAUAGCACAAAGUGGAAUGUUUAACAAAACUAUCCAAUGCGCCCAUCUCUUUAAUGCAAAUAAGCAUGCACUUACGAAGGUUAUGAGGAGGAGGAGGAGGAUGAUGAGGUUGGUGAUGAUGAUGAUGAUGAUGAGAUAAUGCAAUGAUAAAACCUGUGAUUACAAAAAUGGUCUCUCAUGUCCAGUUUCCCUGCUGAGAGUUAGACUGACCUUAUUAGAAACUCUUUUAUCAUCUUGUGCAAAUACAGUCCCUUGCCACAGGGCUUCAAGUUACAGGUUGUAAUGUGCACAGAGGAUGCUUGCAGCAGGUGUGCACUCAGACUUUUUUUUUCUUUUUUUUUCAAAUCCAAACUUACUUCAUCACAGUUUCUACUGAGUAAUAGAUUCACUUAGAAAUACACAACAAUUUAAAAUAGCAGCAAGAAAAACUUAA